CCCAACUCAACGGGCUCCAUGCUUUCCCCCGCGUUCUGGGGGUCUAAUCUUGAUUAACGGGGAGAUAGAUUGCGGGGGAGAUACAGGUCUGUUUGAUACGUAUCUGAUCUUCUAUUGGUUGGAGGUUUGCUUGGCUGUAGCGAUUCCGACUAGCCGGCCUGGCCGUUGGAAAUAGUCUACAGCGAAAAGUAUAUUACCUUGACUGUCCUGACUCAAUCUGACACUCAUCACUCAUCACCAUCAUCUUACACUGUUCACGAUGGCUCAGAGCACAGAAGCCCAGAACUCCGACAACAAGUCCGAUAUCAACGUCAGGCACAACUACGACGUUGAUGUCGGCAGAGUUGAGAAUGUCGAAAGUUUCACCAAGAGUCCAGAUGCAGUUGAUGACAACAUUCUCCUCGCUCAGGGCCAUGCCCCUGUGAUGAGGCGAUCGUUUGAUCUGUUGGGAACGCUCGGUCUUGGCUUCAGCAUCACCAACUCUUGGGUUUCAUACGCCAGUUGUUUCGGACAGAGUCUUCUCUACGGAGGUGCCCAAGCGACUGUGUUUGGACUAAUAGUCGCCUGCGCAGUGCAGUGGCUUAUCAUUCUCGGACUUGCGGAGCAAGCUUCGGCGUUUCCAUCUUCAGGAGGCCAAUAUCACUUCACGUACAUCCUCGCCCCCAAGAGAUAUCGACGUUUCGCCGCCUUUGCCGUGGGUAUCAUCAGUGUUCUUGGUUGGUGGGUGAUUACCUGCUCCGGCAUCUCGAACAACGUGCAAUGCAUCAUUGGCAUGGUCCUCUUUGUCAACCCUGAUUACCAACCUCAGAACUGGCAUUCAUACCUGCUAUACAUAGGGCUCAUUCUGAUUACACUCAUUCCCAUCUUCACGAUUCCCCAGAAACAUCUCGGAAAGUGGACUCAAGCAUGUCUCGCGAUAUCCGUCCUCGGCUUCGUCGUCGUCACAAUCACGAUCCUCGCCAUGAGCGACGGGUACAACCACCCGAGCUUCAUCACCAAAUUCGAUGGAACAAGCGGCUGGCCAAAUGGCGUUGCAUGGGUCAUGAGCAUCGGCAACGCCAUGUACGCUUUCGCUAGCAUGGAUGCUGUGAUCCACGUCGCUGAGGAAAUGCACCACCCAGGCAAGGCCAUUCCUCGAGCAAUGAACCUCACGAUGAUUAUUGGUCUCCUUACCUCAGUUCCAUUCAUCCUGGCCAUGAUGUUUGUCAUCAAAGAUCUCGAUGCUGUCAGGGCUGCCCAUCUUCCAAGUCUUGAAGUCUUUCACCAGGCUACUGGUAGCAAGUCAGCUGCACUCGGACUUCAGUCUCUUCUUGUAGUCAUUUUUUACACAUGUAUGCCUAGCCAGUGGAUCACAUGCGGCCGAUUGACUUGGGCCUUCUCGCGAGAUCGUGGACUCCCAUACUCCAACUACUGGAAUCACAUCUCACCCUCUCUGGGCUUCCCCGUUCGCACGACUCUGCUGUCUGUUGGGUUCUGCAUUAUCUAUGGGCUGUUAUACAUGGCUAGCAGUCAAGCCUUCAACUCUAUCAUCACCACUGCAGUUCUUGGUGUGAAUAUUUCAUACGCCGUCCCUCAGGCUAUCACUCUGAUUCACGGACGGGAGAACAAGUUGCCUCCAAGACCGUUUAAGCUCGGAAAAGUCGGGGGUUAUCUCUGUAAUGCGUGGACUCCUCUCUGGGUCACCACGAUUGGCAUCUUUAUUUGCUUCCCCAAUGCCAUUCCUGUAACUGCUGGGUCAAUGAAUUACGUGUGUGUUGUACUAGGAUGCAUGGUGCUUAUCCUGGUUUGCCUUUGGUUCACUGUUCGUCGUUACUUCGAUGGCCCCGCUAUCGACUACGAAAUGUUGGGCUUGAGCCGCUCAGAGUAAAAGUGCAAUGUAACAGCUAUCUAUAGCUUUCUUGCGAUGGAAAUGUCACCUUUGGGUAGGUCAGGCAGGAUGCCUGGUCUUGUUUAUACUGUGCCCCGUUAGGCAUAUUAGAAGGAGGUACUCAAAGCAAAUAUCAACAAGCAUAUUAGAAUGAUAUCA
Molecule: messenger RNA, 2026 nt
Organism: Fusarium oxysporum Fo47
Lineage: Eukaryota; Fungi; Ascomycota; Sordariomycetes; Hypocreales; Nectriaceae
Product: amino acid/polyamine transporter I
Exons: 7
Coding region: 260-1867 (535 amino acids)
Biological process (GO): amino acid transport; transmembrane transport
Cellular component (GO): membrane
Molecular function (GO): transmembrane transporter activity
Source: RefSeq, a predicted model, not a curated record